Wallemia ichthyophaga EXF-994 is the source of this 918-nucleotide messenger RNA. Its product is annotated as (S)-2-haloacid dehalogenase 4A. The transcript is spliced from 2 exons. The record is from RefSeq and is a predicted model, not a curated record. NCBI's taxonomy places the organism in Eukaryota, Fungi, Basidiomycota, Wallemiomycetes, Wallemiales, Wallemiaceae. Gene Ontology annotation, molecular function: hydrolase activity, acting on halide bonds, in C-halide compounds. Bases 1 to 918 code for a protein of 305 amino acids.
AUGACGUAUUGUUUGAAACUUCUGAGCCACAGCCACUACAACACACGCGAAAAUGGUGAGUGGGGGUUGAUCAGCGACGGAGGUGCAGUGGCUGAGCCAGCACGUCAGCAAGGAGUGAAAGCGCUUAUUGUCGAUGCUUUCGGCACCACUGUCAACUGGCACCACACGGUGCACGCUGAGCUUUGUCGGCGCGCUAGUGCGCACGCAGACGCUGAGCGACUGGAAAGGGUGAACUGGGCGGCAUUCCUCGCUGACUGGCGCGAGGCGUUCAAGAGGGGUGUAGCUGAGCACUCACGCGGUGUCGCACCCACACACUCCCACUUCCCCACGGUCGAUACGUUCCAUCGAAACGCACUCGACGCGCUCACGCACAAGUACGCCAUCGAUCAUGUCUACACCCCGGCACAGCUCGACGACCUCUCUCUCAUUUGGCACGAUCUGGACGCUUGGCCUGACGCCGCGCAUGGGAUCGACCUUCUGAAACAGAAGUACGUCGUCGCCACGCUGAGCAACGGUCACUGCAGGCUGCUGGUGGAUAUGGCUAAACAUGCCAACCUCCGUUGGGAUUUCAUCUGCGGGGCUGAUAUCCCCCGUGUUUAUAAACCUCACCCGGAAACUUACUUGAGCAUCGCUAGAUGGCUCGGCUUACGCCCGGAGCAGUGCGCUAUGGUUGCCGCACAUGCAAAUGAUUGCAGAGGCGCUAGAGCUGUAGGCAUGCGCACCGUGUACAUUGCUCGCGAACAGGAGGAGGACGAGCCUGAGACGGUGCAUCCGGAGGAAUUUGACAUCUUUCUCGACGGUCGUGUGCCUUUCUCUGACGUUCAUCCCUCGACUCGUAAUAUUGGACUGGUUGAGUUGGCCAAUAGACUCAAUGUACAGCAGCAAGACGCCGAGUGGAAGAGUUGCAAAGGAUUUUAG